Drosophila mauritiana is the source of this 296-nucleotide messenger RNA. RefSeq names its product MIEF1 upstream open reading frame protein. The transcript has 2 exons. The record is from RefSeq and is a predicted model, not a curated record. NCBI's taxonomy places the organism in Eukaryota, Metazoa, Arthropoda, Insecta, Diptera, Drosophilidae. The coding region runs from base 34 to 246 and encodes 70 amino acids.
UAACCAACACUGCCACACAUGUGAGAGUAAAAUAUGAAAAUGGUUCAACCUUCGCGGCAGCAAAUCUUGCGUUUAUACAAGCAUUUAAUUCGUUACGGCAAUCACCUAAAGCUGACCGACAAGAACUACUUUCUGGGAAGAGUUCGCCACGAGUUUCGGGACAACCGUUCCCUUACAAAUCCGGUGGAAGUGGAAUUCAGCUUUAAGCGCGGAGAGACCCUGCUGAAGAAGGGACGCAUUCUCUAGGAAUGCUGCGAGGUCUGGUGCGAUUCCUGGCUCUGCCUCCGCCCGCUGUG